AUGGCUAAUGAUAGAGAAACCGAACCCGAUUUUAUUUCAUUUUUACGACAAAUACCUGAAUUUCGUGGAUUUCCUAUUGAUAAAAUUCCGCAUGACAGUCCCCAUAUUUGUCAAGUUGUUUACUAUCGUAUGGGUACAUUAAUGAGUAAAGAUUCAAAUGAAGAUGAAUGGAUUUAUGUUAUUCGUACAGGUUCUUGUCGAGUUAUUAAAGCACUAACACAAGUUACACCAAAAUUAAUAACAAGAAAAAAACCUAAAGUUAUUUAUGAUAAUUUUGGUACAAAACGUACUUCACAAUAUAGUAUGGAAGCAUUAGGCACAUUUAAUAAACCGAAAUCACCGAUUAAACCCGCUAAAUGUUAUACUGAAAUUGAACAAAUGCGUGAAAAAAGUGUUUUUGGUUUAGUAAGCGUCGUUUUUGGACAAUUAAAAAAUGCACUAAGUGUUACAUUAGUCUCUGAUGGAGCUGAAUGUAUUCGAAUACGUAAAAGUUUUUUUAUUAAAAUGACACCAGAAAUUUUAUUCGAUCGAUUACGACGAGAGGUUCGACCUUAUGUAACUGAUGAUGAACUACAGAAAAAACUUCAACGUGAAGUCGAUUGGACAGCAUAUAAACAUUUACUGGUAAAAAGAAUUUAUGAACGAAAUGCAAGAAAUCGUUUGAUAACAUUUAAUUAUUAA
This is a messenger RNA of Rotaria sordida, 681 nucleotides long. Lineage: Eukaryota; Metazoa; Rotifera; Eurotatoria; Philodinida; Philodinidae. The record is from the annotation of a GenBank genome assembly.